AUGAAGGACGACACAGACGCCAUCAAGGCGAAAAUCCAGGAUCAUUUGGUGUCCCUGGGAAACUACGAGAUUAUUUCCAAGCAGCUUAAGCUCAAGUUGUACGAAGCUGGCUGGUUUGAUGAGAUCUCUCAGGUCGCCAGUAAAGAGCUUCAGAAGCCAGGACUGGAGGAGAUGAAUUUUGAAAACUUGUAUAAUUUUUUGAGGCCCAAGGCUGAGGAGAAGGUGCCUGAGUCUGUGAAGGAGGAUGUUUUGAACAGGAUCAAGGAGUACCUUGACGAUGCGAUCCAGUAUGUCUCUCCAACACCGCUACCAUCACAUCUUUUCACACAAAUGUUGCCGGUUGUUAGAAACUCGCUUGCGGCGAUCCCUAAAACACAAGCCCUCGGGGCUCUCCGCAUCCAGGCUCUCCGCUUGGCCUCCACCAAGCAGAUUGGUGGUGGAGGAGUUCCUGCCAAAGACUUGACCCCAAGAAAGUUGGACACAGACUUCACCCUCAUGUCCCAGAAAACUGCAUCGUCGCCAGUCGACUACGCCUUGACGUCGCUCGACGCCAUUGCCAUGUGGGCGAGAAAAUCGUCCUUUUGGCCCGUCACUUUCGGUUUGGCCUGCUGUGCCGUGGAGAUGAUGCAUGUCUCUGCUCCCAGAUAUGACCAGGAUAGAUUGGGUAUUAUUUUCCGUGCCUCGCCACGUCAGUCGGAUAUUAUGAUUGUGGCCGGUACUGUCACCAACAAGAUGGCUCCAGCAUUGAGACAGGUGUACGACCAGAUGUCUGACCCUAGAUGGGUUAUUUCCAUGGGCUCGUGCGCCAACGGAGGCGGCUACUACCACUACUCCUACUCGGUGGUCAGAGGCUGUGACCGUCUUAUUCCCGUGGACAUCUACGUGCCCGGCUGUCCUCCUACGGCCGAGGCCUUGAUGUACGGUGUUUUCCAGUUGCAGAAGAAGAUGAUGAAGACGAGAAUCACCCGUAUGUGGUACAGAAACUAA
This is a messenger RNA of Candidozyma pseudohaemuli, 987 nucleotides long. Its product is annotated as NADH dehydrogenase [ubiquinone] iron-sulfur protein 7, mitochondrial. Gene Ontology annotation, cellular component: SAGA complex; nuclear pore. NCBI's taxonomy places the organism in Eukaryota, Fungi, Ascomycota, Pichiomycetes, Serinales, Metschnikowiaceae. The transcript has 2 exons. The record is from RefSeq and is a predicted model, not a curated record. Gene Ontology annotation, molecular function: quinone binding; NADH dehydrogenase (ubiquinone) activity; 4 iron, 4 sulfur cluster binding. The coding region runs from base 1 to 987 and encodes 328 amino acids. Gene Ontology annotation, biological process: mitochondrial respiratory chain complex I assembly; mRNA export from nucleus; aerobic respiration.